AUGAAACGCAAGGAUCAGCUCAUUCAAUUGUUAAGAACUGCUAGUAUGGAACUUGAUAAGUGGGCCUCGAACGAGCCAAGGAUCCUUGAAGGCACAUCAUCUCAUCCUGGAAAAACCAUCAAGCUAGACAACGUCGUGUCUACCCUUGGCGUCAAAUGGAAUCAUAAGAGUAAUUGUUUAACGUUCUCUUUAACACCUACAACCUCUUCUUCGAUCGUCACAAACAGAGAAAUCUUGUCAAAAAUUGCUCGUUUGUUUGAUCCUCUAGGUUGGCUAGCACCAAUUAUAAUUGUAGCUAAGCUAAUAUUGCAGGAGCUCUGGUUGCAUCAGCUGGACUGGGAUACUUCCCUCAAUGACGAUUUGUCUCAGCACUGGCUCACCUUCAACCAACAUUUGAGAGGAGUGGAAGAUCUGUCAAUACCUCGCUGGCCGGGCAUCCUGCUGAAUCAAAUAUGGCACUUACACGGCUUCUAUGAUGCCUCCAAGAGAGCUUACGCUGCUGCGAUCUACUCAGAUUCACUGGGAGGCCAGUCAACACUGCUGUUGGCCAAAACCAAAGUCGCCUCGAUUAAGAGAAUCACCAUUCCUCGCUUAGAGCUUUGUGGCGCAAUGCUUCUAUUGAAGCUCGCAAAGCACCUCGUCCAUUCCUUGAGUUCGAAACCCGAAUCUGUCUUCCUUUGGACCGACUCACAAAUAAUCAUCGAGUGGCUCAAGAAACACCCUUCGCACUGGCCAACUUUCGUCGCCAAUAGCACGAGCAUGAUAAUCGCAACCCUUCCUGACGCAACUUGGAGUCACGUCCGAUCGGAGUCACGUCCAAAUCGUGGACUUACUCCAGUGUUACUAUCUACACAUCGAUUGUGGUGGCAGGGACCAACAUGGAUCACCAAGUCUCAAGCUAAUUGGCCUGCGACCACCCCUUAA
Molecule: messenger RNA, 924 nt
Organism: Copidosoma floridanum
Lineage: Eukaryota; Metazoa; Arthropoda; Insecta; Hymenoptera; Encyrtidae
Source: RefSeq, a predicted model, not a curated record